AUGGCUCACCACGAUGAUGUUGAUGUGAAGACAGAAUCGGUGGCAGACGCGGUAACAGACAUGAAGCUGGAGCGAGAAGACUCGGAGGGUGUAUCCCUCAACGGCAAGACCUCUAGCAACGGGGAGGCCAACGGCACUCCCGCCACGCCUGCCAAGUCAGCAGCUUCGUCUCCUCCAGAUAGGCCGUCUUCUGCCCUGAAGGAUGAGGAGUCCGAAGAAAAGGUUGGAGGGGAUAUCACCGUCAAGCAAGAGCCAGGCCAACCUCCGAAGCUGGCUCGCUCUGCUACCAAGAAAGUGGUUCCCAGGAAACCUCAGAUGUUCGACCAUCUCCCUGACAGCACUGCAGAGGCUACUUCUCUUUUCCAGGUGAUAGAUGCAUGCACAUAUUCGAACAAGAAUAUGGGCUACACGGACCAUGCUAUGGAAUGUGACUGUGCUGAAGAAUGGAAUCCCAAAACAGGAAUAAACGAGGCCUGUGGGGAAGAUUCAGACUGCAUAAAUAGAGCUACAAAGAUGGAAUGUGUUGAUAAUUGUGGUUGUGGUGACAACUGCCAGAAUCAACGCUUUCAAAAACGACAGUAUGCCGAUGUGACAGUUAUUAAAACAGAGAAAAAGGGAUUUGGUCUACGAGCAAACACCGAUCUGCGACCAAACGACUUUAUCUUCGAAUAUAUUGGCGAAGUUAUCAAUGAACCGCAGUUUCGGAAACGUAUGAUGCAGUAUGAUGAUGAGGGUAUCAAGCAUUUCUAUUUCAUGUCCCUCAAUAAGGGCGAAUUUGUCGAUGCAACAAGGAAAGGAAACCUGGGCCGAUUUUGCAAUCAUUCCUGCAAUCCAAACUGCUACAUUGACAAAUGGGUUGUUGGAGAGAAGCUUCGCAUGGGCAUAUUCGCUGAGAAAUACAUCAAGGCCGGUGAAGAAUUAGUCUUCAAUUACAACGUUGACCGCUAUGGUGCUGAUCCACAGCCAUGCUAUUGUGGCGAAGCCAACUGCCUUGGCUAUAUUGGUGGGAAGACACAGACAGGACGAGCGACGAAGCUGUCGAAUGCCACUAUCGAGGCAUUGGGAAUUGAUGAUCUGGAUAGCUGGGAUACUGCUCUUCCAAAACGACCCAAAAAGAAGAAGACCGCUGAGGACGAUGAAGAAUACGUUGACAGAUUCCAGCCUAAAUCAUUGGAUGAAGAGGGUGUCACGAAGGUUAUGGCAACUCUCAUGCAAUGCAAAGAGAAAUGGAUUGCUGUAAAGCUUUUGGGCCGUAUGCAACGCUGUGACGAUGAACGGGUCAUCAACAGAAUUGUGAGGAUGCAUGGUUACCAGAUUCUCAACUCCCAGCUUAGUGCUUGGAAAGAAGACUUCAACGUUGUGCUGCAAAUUCUCCAGAUCUUGGAUAAAUUCCCACGGCUUACACGAAAUAAGAUCAUCGAUUCCAAAAUUGAGACCACCGUUAAGCCAUUGACCGAGUGUGGCGAGGAGCGUGUUGAAAAGCAAGCUGCUUCGCUACUCGAGACUUGGUCAGCGCUCGAAGUUGGUUACCGAAUCCCUAGGAUGAAGAGAGAUCCUGCACUUACAGCCAAUAUACCUUCCGCGAAACAAUUUGAGCGUCGAGAAGUAAUGCGUGAGCGCGAAGAUCGUCCUCGAAAAUCAGCGUCUGAGUCUCGGGAUAAAUCUCCAAAGUCACCUUCGGUUGAUCCUACCAGAGUUGCCCCUCGAGGCCCCGCGGCCCAUGGCAGGGGUGGAAAGAGCCACAGGAAUUCAUACCACCAAGGCCCACGACCAUUCCGUCGACCGUUUAACCCACUCCCUUCAGGAUGGUUCGCUGCAGAAGCUAAUGGGAAAACAUACUACUACUCUGCUCGGGGUGAUACCACUUGGGUGAGACCAACAGCACCCGCGCCACAGCCACCACCCCCGCCGAAGCCCGAGUCAAAGGAUAAGACAUUACAAGACAUUAUUGAUGGGAUAAUGAAUUCAAAAGAAGAUACCCCGAAAUCUAAGGAUAAAGAAGUAUCCGCUACUCCAGCAACUCCCGCUGAGGUUCCUCAAAAGAAGGAACAUAGACCAAAAUGGAAAUCAUUAAGCGAAGAGAAGCAGAAGAAGAUCUAUGAAAACACACUAUUUCCUCAUGUCAAAUAUGUUGUGGAUAAAUUUAAAAAUAAGCUUCCCAAGGAUGACCUGAAGCGCUAUGCAAAGGAGGUAAGCUACUUACGUAACAAAUACUAG
Molecule: messenger RNA, 2217 nt
Organism: Trichophyton rubrum CBS 118892
Lineage: Eukaryota; Fungi; Ascomycota; Eurotiomycetes; Onygenales; Arthrodermataceae
Product: histone-lysine N-methyltransferase, H3 lysine-36 specific
Exons: 3
Coding region: 1-2217 (738 amino acids)
Biological process (GO): regulation of DNA-templated transcription
Cellular component (GO): nucleus; chromosome; chromatin
Molecular function (GO): protein binding; histone H3K36 methyltransferase activity
Source: RefSeq, a predicted model, not a curated record